This is a messenger RNA of Diospyros lotus (date-plum), 672 nucleotides long. RefSeq lists its product as uncharacterized. Gene Ontology annotation, molecular function: growth factor activity. Lineage: Eukaryota; Viridiplantae; Streptophyta; Magnoliopsida; Ericales; Ebenaceae. The transcript is spliced from 2 exons. Bases 100 to 465 code for a protein of 121 amino acids. The record is from RefSeq and is a predicted model, not a curated record. Gene Ontology annotation, biological process: cell differentiation; positive regulation of cell population proliferation; regulation of root meristem growth.
UCCCUAGCAAGCUUUUUGACUUGGGUUUGGACUCUACUCUCUCUAUAAAUUUCUGUUUCCUCCCUUUUCCACAUAUCCAAAGAAGAAAGGCAUCCAAAAAUGGCCAGCGUAAGGUUUCGUAGCUUUUUACUUGGACUCGUAGUGUUCCUUCUCCUAGCUCUAUGCAGGGAUGAAAAUACAAAUGCAAAUUUUGUGGCAGCACGAGCAAUUUUUGAUGCCGUGCCAACUGCAGCAGAAGCUAGCGAAGCAGAGCCUGGUGGAAGAAGAAUGAUGAAGGGCGUCUCGGGACAGGGGAUCAUGGCGAGAGAAGCCGACACGAGCCGUAAUCAAGGAGCUCCAAAGAUUUCUGGCGAUAAUGAAGGAGAAGGGAAGCUGGAUAAGUUGAAAGUUGAUCAAAUGGAAGGCUUUGUGGCUCUGGGUGCAGAUUACUAUGUGCCAAAACCCCACCCCCCGAAGAACAACUGAGAAGUGUAAUCCUUCGUCGUUUUUCCUUGUGUUUCUAUAGGUUUUCCAUAGAAAUAGUAGCAUUGCGGCUUAUCAUACUUGUAUGUAUGCAAUAGAGAUCGGUUUAAUGUUGACAAGUAACUUAAUUUUAUGUCAAGUUCCAGCGUUAGUUUUAAUUUCUUUUAUUUUGUUUUAAAAGAGAGAAGCUUAAUUAGAUUUCAAACAACA